AUGGCCUCUAUGGAUGUGCUAGAUGAUACGGCAGAGCUCCGCCGGCUCCAGUCAAUAGCAAGGCGUGAUCUACAACACCUACCAGAUCCUCAGCCCCUCACAUCUCCUCGCUUAUUCCGUCAGUUUCUUAGUUCUCAGCUACUAGAAUUUGACUUCGACUUUCAUUGUACAAGCCAUGAAAUGCAAUUAGUUGCGACCCAAUCAUACCGAGACAACAAUAUCUGUUUUGUUUCAAUUGUUUGUGGUCGGUGUCGCUACCAUUUCCAUAUACGGAGCAACUUCCAUCCUGUUCGGCCCUAUAAUGAUGAGCAUCGCCAUCAUAUGCUCGCCCGCUGUUGCAAAAAGCCUACAGAGAGCCACAAGGAAACCCCAGAAAUCUACGAUGACACAGUUGGCUAUGCCCGGUACAUCUGCGUGGCUGAUAAGUGCCUAUUCAACGUGGAAAUAUCCGUACUGCCUUCUAGGAUUCCACUGGAAGAUGCGGCCAAGUUCUAUGAUCAAGAUAGAGUUGCACGCAAUCUGAUAUCCGUAAAAAAGAACGAUCCAGAACGGUACUUGGACAUGAACGACACAUCGAACCUAAAUUCGGCAGGUAUACUUCGCAGAUACCUGAUAGACUCACUCCAGCACGCUAGCGAGCAACCGUUGAAGAUUAAUAAACGCAACAAGAAAUUCUCGGUAUGUAUGGGUAAUGAUUUCGAUAGCUUGUUGAAAUUUCUAGGAUUUCGCGAAGGAGAAGAUGUCGAGGGUGGUGAGCCAUGUUGGCUCAUUCCUACUCCUGAAAAGGAACAGAACCCGACCCCUGUCCGAACGUUACGAGCUAGGGUGGAAGACGCUCAGGUGGAACUUGAUAUACUGAAUGGCGAAACAACAAUCCCUGCCUGGGAUAAACUGCUACAAGUAUUCCAAGGGGACUUUCCGAAUGGACCUGUCGACGCGAAUAUCUCGAGCGUCACGGAAUCGGACUUGGCUCUGCUGGGCUGUCUAGCAAUGUAUCCGCCUCAAUACUUCAGCUGGGCCGCCAUUCUCCUAGCCGGGUUACGCCCUAGAUAUCGCGAUGAAUAUCUAGAUGCCGCUCUACGCUGCAUCCAGAAUCGCAGCGAUGAUGCAUCGACUGAGAUCAUCAUGUACAGGUCGAGAUUCGAUGAGACAUCCCCUGUCGACAUAAGGGUGCAGGAAGCCUUUGCUUUUUUCAAUGUCUCUCUGCAAGAUAACCUAACGCCGGACUGGUUCUUGACCAAGUACUACGAUAUGGCUAAAUAUGACGGAACUGACGAGUUCAAGGCUCAAGCUCAGCAGCACCUUGAGGCCAUCAGCAGUUAUCUAGGAACGGAUAUCGUGAGCGGGAUCGACCCUACAGCUUCGAAGGCAACAGAAGAGCCAGGACUCAUGACGUCGAUUCCUAAUGGGUCUGGGAGAAGAAUGAGCAUCUCUUCGGCCGCAAAAUUCCUGGGUGUCGAGCUCAAUUGGACAGUAGAGCUUAUUAGGGACUUUGUCCAACAGCUGGUACAGGAUGAGAGUACGAACAAGACUCAAGUCGUCGAAGCUAUCGACGUGCUCUCUGAACUUAAGCGGCAACAAGAUAAGCCUGAAGAGGCUGCAGAACUACAGCAGAUUGCUGAGUUUGUUAAAUUGACGGGAUAUGCACCAAUGCUAGCAUCUCAACCUCAUUCGUCACCAAUACCGGGAAGCUGUACUAGUACACCUCCCGGCCUGAAGAACAUCGGCAACACGUGCUACCUGAACAGCCUCUUACAGUACUUCUAUAACGUGAAGGUUAUACGCGAUAUAGUAUUGAAUUUCGACCUGGUCAAACUUGACCUCGACGAGGAGGCGGUUGGACAACGUCGUACCGGGGGGAACGGUACUAGCGUUAAUCUCGAAGAAGCUAUCGUUGCUAGACAAUUCAUAGAGAUGCUUCAGGGUUUAUUUAGCGACUUACAAACAACUACUGAAGCCGCCGCGCAACCUUCGCAAAAGCUUGCCAACACGGCACUAUCAUCAGCCAGAGAUAUCCUUGACCAACGACCCCAGAAUAUGCCUCCGCCUCCGCCGCUGCCAGCACGCCCGUCACCAGCACCGCCAGUGUUGUCUAAAGAUAACCCCAAUGCAGCGAAUGGAGCGGCUAACGAUGCUGUGAGCAUUACAGUAGAGUCCGUAAAUGAUAAGCUUGAGAUGGCCAGUUCCCGGAGUUCUCAAACGCUAGUUGACGAAGACGUGCCAAUGUCAUACGUCCAAAUAGACACCCCAGAUGACAAGGCCCCCGUUGUGAUAGAGGCUCAAGAAGAUGUCAAGAUGCAAGAUUCGAUUGAAUCUUGGUCCCUUGACGAUAAAAUAGCAGAGGUAUCGCGCCAGCUAGAGCGCUCCGAUAGGUCAGGGACCGAGCAGCAGGACGUGGGAGAAAUUAUCGGCAAUAUACUAGAACAUUUUAUGCGGGCAAUUCGCCCGGACGGCCCCAUGCCGGAGAAGCCAGAUUUGCAAGCAGACAAGAUUACCGAGACAUUCUUCACUACGAUAGUGAAUUAUACCGUCAAGACCAGGAAAGGACACGCGGCUGGCGAUCUGGCUUCCGACCAAGAAGAAAAUACGCUAAACGUCGAGAUUGUUCCAGAGAGAUGGAUUACGGCGUAUCCCGAGGAGGCCAUCCAAGCACCGGCGGGGGCAAACGGUACUACAGGCGAAACAAAUAACGCGCGAUGCACGUUGCUCGCCGCCUUGGAUCGGUACUUUGCUUAUGAAUCCAUCGACGGUGGGGAUCGCGCACGAUAUAGUAGCAUUAGAUCCCUUCCUCCUAUCUUGCAUAUCUGCAUCCAAAGAAGCACACCGAAGGGCAAGAAUAAGAAUCCUGUUAUCAUACCGGAGAUUCUAUGUCUCGAUCGUUAUAUGGAGGCUGAUAAAGGGUCUUCCGUGUGGCUCAGCCGCAAGAAAUCGUGGGCUCUUAAGGAGCGCCUAAAGGAUCUUGAGGCGAAGCCCUUGUGGGAUAUUCCAGAUGGCGCUGGACAGUCGCAACAGUUUGCUGUUAGUGAUGAUCCCAACGCCUGGCCGAAGCUUAACGGUGACGCUGGAACGGAAAGGGAAUUUAAUGACGCAGAUAUGGAAGAUAUGACAGCUAUGGCAGCGUCGGCCGUCGAAAAUGCCACAGAGGACGCACACGUGCAAGAAGCCUUCUUCAACGACUUGGGGCUGAAGCAUAGAUUAUCCGAACCGCUGGAACAUAAGCUGUCAAAGAGGAUAGCUACUACAGAGUCAACAACCGGGUAUUCAUUCGGCGAUAAGUUCGCUGACCUUUCCUGGGAGGCUACUGAACCCCUUGGUGAGAUGAUUAAAGAAGAACUUGCCGACCUUCGUCAGAAGGAGGAGACGAUUUUCGAUGGAAUGGAGAAGGAAAAAUACAAUAUCCACGCGGUGAUUUGCCACCGUGGUGGUACGUCGGCGGGACAUUACUGGGUCUGGAUUCGGGACUUCAAACGCAAUGUCUGGUACCGAUACAAUGACGAGACGGUGACGGAGGAUAAUCGCGGUACGGAGGCCGUGCUAAACGACCUGAACGAGACGGGCGACCCCUAUUACGUUGCAUACGUCCGAGACGAGAUAAAAGACGAGCUGGUGGAUGUGCCCCAGCGCCGCAAGCCCGAGGCUAAUAAUAGCGGCGGCCAGAGCGCGAGUCAGGAUUUUGAGAUGAUUGAGGGUGUAGCGUUCGACCCGGACAAUGUGUUUCCUGCCGAGGAGGGGCAAGCUUCGCAUUAG
Messenger RNA from Daldinia caldariorum, 3747 nucleotides. Its product is annotated as cysteine proteinase. Gene Ontology annotation, biological process: regulation of proteasomal protein catabolic process; protein deubiquitination; proteasome-mediated ubiquitin-dependent protein catabolic process. Bases 1 to 3747 code for a protein of 1248 amino acids. The transcript has 4 exons. Gene Ontology annotation, molecular function: cysteine-type deubiquitinase activity; proteasome binding. The record is from RefSeq and is a predicted model, not a curated record. NCBI's taxonomy places the organism in Eukaryota, Fungi, Ascomycota, Sordariomycetes, Xylariales, Hypoxylaceae.